Messenger RNA from Morchella importuna, 1383 nucleotides. RefSeq lists its product as uncharacterized. The record is from RefSeq and is a predicted model, not a curated record. Lineage: Eukaryota; Fungi; Ascomycota; Pezizomycetes; Pezizales; Morchellaceae. The transcript has 5 exons. The coding region runs from base 1 to 1383 and encodes 460 amino acids.
AUGGAUUAUAAAUUUUCCAGAAUAUUAAAGAGCACCGGAGGAGGUAAUAGGGGUAACUAUCGGUCGAGUUCAGGAUCGUAUUCUUCAGGCGCCGGCUAUUCUGUAGCUACUGGUACCCAUUCGGAGAAAAUCAGUUCAAGAACCGUCCUACUCGAGAAGGAGGGCGAUGGCGAUGUCGAUAAAUACCCCAAUGAUCAACAGGAUGGGGCUUGGGGAGGUUCUUCACGACAUGUCACAAUUCGGGAAGAGGGCGACUCAGAGAAAAGUCCUCAGGAUUUGGAGAGUGUUAAGGUGAUUUCACCAAAUGAGGAAUGCGCACAUUGUGUGGACGAUACUGAAAGAAUUGAUCAGACUGCAAGUGUUUACGCACGCACCCCUUCUGUUGGUAUUGAGACGUCAAGUAUCUACUCACUGGAUCUUCCGACCAUCAUGUCCGACCAAAAUGAGUUCGCGCUCUACCCUAGAUUUGGCAAGCUCAACUGUCUAAAUCUCCUUCACCUGCAACAGCAUCUCUUUGAUCUCGAACAGCAGCUCGAGGAUCUAAACCUAGAGGAACUCAAGAGUAUCGAAGAGGAGGACUUUAUUGAUAACAUGAGGGAUGCCUUGGAGGGGACCGAAACGCACGGUGUAAGGCAUCGACAACAAUCAAGGGUAUCGAGAGCAUCCUAUAGCUCCAACCUCUCAACUAGAAGUGCUGGGUAUGGGGGGUCCAGCGCUCAAGAGAAAGCCGAUAGAGAGCAUGAAGGUUGCAAGUCUCAAGGUCAUAUUCUUCGGAUACCUCACUCUCUAGAGGGGCGAACAAAGGACCUGCCAAUAAGUUUGAGAAGGUGCCAGUUGAUGGGAGAAGUGGAGGUGACAUUAGGGGCUUAUAACCGAGCCCUUUUGAGCUAUUCCCAAUUAAUUAACCUUCCUAGCGCAUCUACGCGAGAUAGGCGGGCGCUCAAGGUCUGGCUUCAGCGUGCCGAUGACCCUCUUGCCAGAAAUUCGGAUUCGCUUCGAUUCCUGGAUGAGGAUUCUGCUGAUGUGAUAGCACUUUGUGCUCGCGAUUCAGAUAUUUUGGAAAACUUUUUCCAAUCUCGUCUACUCCGUAUACUCGAAAACUGGUCGAUCUGGGCUUUCGUAUUCCCGUCCAUCCGGGGGGCAGUGGCUACAAUCAAGCCAACAAUCCAAUCACGUGCAACCCUUGAGUUCCUGAGGUUUUUCAUCUCCUUGGGUGGAGCAGUGCUGAUUGUUGCGCCGGUCGUUGUUCUUUAUUUUACAAGGUCGGAAUGGGCUUCGGACAAGAAGGAGGUUCUUAUGGCAACCACUGGGUAUACAGCUGUGCUGGUGGUUUUUGUUGGGUCUGAUGCAUUUUCGGAUGCAACUGCUCCAAUGCCUGGCUGA